AUGACCGACCAUCAAAACCGCUGCAAUUGCCCCGAACAAGAAGCAGUGACGCCAUCCCGCAGUCCCCAACAACCCGUGAUUUUGACGCUGGGAUCUGAGUCCCUAAGUGGACAACUGAUCGGUGAUGCUUCUUGUUUGAUAGGCGAAGUAAUGAAGGAGCGCAAUGUCACAAUCUCAAUGGUCGGCAAUUCCACGGUGAUCAUAUGGGGAAGUUGUCAGGAAUUUCAACACCGAUACGAUACCGUACGUCACCAAUACACCCUGGUUACAGCACAAAACAGUUGA
This is a messenger RNA of Aspergillus luchuensis, 285 nucleotides long. RefSeq lists its product as uncharacterized. The record is from RefSeq and is a predicted model, not a curated record. The transcript is spliced from 2 exons. The coding region runs from base 1 to 285 and encodes 94 amino acids. NCBI's taxonomy places the organism in Eukaryota, Fungi, Ascomycota, Eurotiomycetes, Eurotiales, Aspergillaceae.